AUGCAAAUUCGAACUAUGAUAUGUAUUUGUCCAAUAAUUAUUUUACUAUUGAUGAGUUUUUUAAUAUUUGAAUAUACUUAUCAUCAUAUUAGUGUUGAAAAUAUUCAUGAAACAAAUAAACAUAUUGAUAUAAAAAAUACACAUAUUCAUAGUUUAACAUGUAAAACUUCUAUUGAUUCAUAUAAAAAAUGUUAUAAACAUGUUACUGUUUUAUUACCUUAUAAAAGUGUUACAAAUGGUAUUGAAACUGUUCUUCUACUUAGAAAAUAUUUAGAAACUAUUAAUCAAACAUUAUUAAAUAUAUCAGUUUAUUGGAAUCAAGAUGAUCGUUUAAAACCUUUUACAAAUUUAAUAUCAUCAAAAAAUGAAUGUCAGAUACUAUAUUGUGGAGCUCAUGAAGCUGGUACAGAUGGUCUUGAAUUUCUUAGAAAAUAUGAAUAUUGUAAUGUUUGGUUUUUAGAACCUGUAAUACAAUUCUAUGAUAAAUUAAUUCAUUCUAAUGAAAUAUUAAAACAAUUAAAAACAGGUAAACAUCAUAUGUAUCAUAUUGGUUUAUCAAAUAAAAAUGAUCUUAUCGAUGUAACAUGGCAAGAUAUUAAAGAAUCACAAGCUUUGACUUUAAUUGGAAAACAAGAAAAUAAACAAAACAUUGGUAAUAAUCAAAAAUACAAAUUAAUUUUAAGAGAUAUUGCAGAAAUACUAUUCGAAUUUCAUCUAUUAUCAACAACAAGUAAUGGUAUCAUAACUGGAGAAUUAAAUUUAUUACAUCUUAAUUGUGAAGGUUGUGAAUAUGAUGUUAUUGAAAGAUUAGUCAAAACAAAUUUAAUUAAAUAUAUUAGAAUAAUACAAUUAGGUUCACAUCGACCAGCAGCUAUUCAUACAACUGUUAAUCAAAGAUAUUGUUGUCUACAACAAAUGUUAUCAAUGACACAUCAUUUACAAUUUGGUGUACCAUGGGCAUGGGAAAGAUGGUUAAGAAAUGAUCUAGUAGAAAAAAAUGUUUAA
Molecule: messenger RNA, 1005 nt
Organism: Rotaria sp. Silwood1
Lineage: Eukaryota; Metazoa; Rotifera; Eurotatoria; Philodinida; Philodinidae
Source: the annotation of a GenBank genome assembly